UCCAAGUAUUUUGUCUAACAUUUGACCAGGAAUCAAUCUUAUUCCACUUCUGAUUGUAACAGAUUCCUGUGCACAAUUGCACAAUUUGGCUCCUGUACUUCUGAUAAUGCAUCAGUAACUAUAUUUCAGAGGAACUGCACUGGUUGUAAAAUGUUUCAGAAUAACCAAAAGUCCAUGGGAGGAUCGACUCCAGUCUCCGGCUCCAACUUUCCCAUCACUAUGUUGAACCAGCCAGAGUCCAGCGAGAACUUCAACAAAGAAGCCGAGAGGAAUAAACCGAUGCAAGACUACCAAGAGCUGAGAUAUGGAAUGCAGGACAGGUUCUAUUUAAUGGGAGACCAGUGUCAAAGCACCCCGGACUCUGUCCCCCUCCCAUACCCGAGCCAGCACAUCUCGGCCACUGGAAUCGCCGUGGGCAACGCCAGCAGAUAUUUGACACCGGCAUUGCCCAACUGCCCGUACCCUGGCAAUAGAUCGCAGGUCCCCGGAGCGCCGAGCUACCCGUCGCCGGGAACUGAGGUCUACGCGACAGGCACUGAUUCAUUCUCCGCCCCCUAUCCUCACUUCCAGCGGACUUCAAUCUGCACUGUGCCGGGGUUGCAAGUAUCUGGCAAGGUACAGGUUAUACUGUGCAACUACCAACUCUGGACUAAAUUUCACAAACAUCAGACCGAGAUGAUCAUCACCAAACAGGGCAGGCGGAUGUUUCCUUUCCUGAGUUUUAACAUCACGGGGCUGGAUCCUUCUGCUCAUUAUAAUAUUUAUGUGGAUGUUGUCCUGGCAGAUCAGCAUCACUGGAGAUACCAGGGAGGAAAGUGGGUACAAUGUGGCAAAGCAGAAGGCAAUAUGCAAGGUAAUCGGAUGUACAUGCACCCAGACUCACCGAACACAGGGGCUCACUGGAUGCGCCAGGAAAUCUCCUUUGGUAAACUCAAACUGACCAAUAACAAAGGAGCAUCCAACAAUGUCACUCAGAUGAUUGUGCUGCAGUCUCUACACAAGUACCAACCUCGGCUUCACAUUGUACAAGUGAAGGAGGAUGGCACUGAAGAUCCAUACCUUACGUCAAAAAUGCAAGCAUUCACGUUCCCCGAAACACAAUUCAUCGCGGUGACUGCCUACCAGAACGCAGACAUCACCCAACUUAAAAUAGAUCACAACCCUUUCGCAAAAGGCUUCCGAGACAAUUUUGACUCAAUGUACACCAAUUCGGAAGGAGACCGACUAACUCCCUCUCCACCAGACCAGCAGAACUGCCAGCAGUUGGUUCCCAGCCCACGUUACCAGCCUUUUCUACAUGACCAGUACAUGAACGCCCUGCCACAGGGUAGGUACUACAAUGGGGAACGGACUGUGUCCCACACAUCCAAACACCGGGAAGACAUUACAAACCCUCAUCGCUGGUUCAUGUCACCGGUACAGCAGUCCAGCACCAACCGGCUAGAUUUCAGUACAUAUGAUCCUGAAUACACAGGGAAUGCAUUUAUGACUUACAGCAUGAAAGGUUUUCCUCUUCAAGCAAGCCCCCAUGCCCUUGGUUACUACCAGGAUCAUCCAUUCAGUUCAGGGAAUACCUGGGGCACCAGGGGAACCUCUCAGUAUCACCACAGCAAGCCUGGUUCUGCACUGACCUGGUACAGGCCUGUAGGUGAUACCAGGCCAACGCUGCCCAAUGUAGAGGACAAAAGCAAGGAAACAGAGGACUCUUCCUGGCUUGAGCCUCCCUCCGUAAAGUCAGCGGACUCCUCGGAUUCGGGACUGUACGAGGUUGAAUGUAAACGGAGGAAGGUAUCUCCCUAUACCUCAAGCACCGAGAACUCACCCCCCAAUCAGAACAGCGAGAGGGAAAAUGGAAGUGAUACCGGGUACUACAGCUUUUAUGCCAACUGAAUCAGUCCCUUGGCAAUGGCAAAUGAGAUCAAACCCAUUGAUACAACAUCUGUGCUGCAAACCAACUCUGCAUCAAGCCCUGAUACUGAUCACCAUCUCGCCUCACCACUCACCACUGGGUUGAAGUGCCCGUUGAAAUCUAGGAAGUUAUCUACAGUUGUCCUGAGAGAAAGGGAGAAAGCUUUAUAUAACUGAAGAGUUUAAAACUGCCCUCUGAUAUAAAGGGAGCUCCCCGCAGGAUUUUGAGGCCAUGCUGUAAGUGUUUGUACUGAGGGGCUGCUGUUCUAGUCAAUGUGAUAUAAGUGGGUGUUGCAGGGAAAUAAAAACAUUUCAUUCAAGCACAAUUUUAUUAUUCACUGGUGGGUUUUUAUGUCCGGUUAUGUUAUUCUCUGUUAUGUAGGAUGCCAGCCAGAUAUCUUACAAUUGCAAUAUAUAGGGGGGAAAAAAGACCAUUAAA
This is a messenger RNA of Pristis pectinata (smalltooth sawfish), 2347 nucleotides long. RefSeq names its product T-box transcription factor 21 (gene tbx21). Gene Ontology annotation, molecular function: RNA polymerase II cis-regulatory region sequence-specific DNA binding; DNA-binding transcription factor activity, RNA polymerase II-specific. Lineage: Eukaryota; Metazoa; Chordata; Chondrichthyes; Rhinopristiformes; Pristidae. The transcript is spliced from 7 exons. Gene Ontology annotation, biological process: positive regulation of DNA-templated transcription; lymphocyte migration; cell fate specification. The record is from RefSeq and is a predicted model, not a curated record. The coding region runs from base 151 to 1890 and encodes 579 amino acids. Gene Ontology annotation, cellular component: nucleus.